This is a messenger RNA of Ictalurus punctatus (channel catfish), 1798 nucleotides long. It is a transcript of the gene tcea1, whose product is annotated as transcription elongation factor A (SII), 1. The record is from RefSeq and is a predicted model, not a curated record. The coding region runs from base 282 to 1208 and encodes 308 amino acids. Gene Ontology annotation, molecular function: zinc ion binding; nucleic acid binding. Gene Ontology annotation, biological process: positive regulation of transcription by RNA polymerase II; transcription elongation by RNA polymerase II; DNA-templated transcription. Gene Ontology annotation, cellular component: nucleus. The transcript is spliced from 10 exons. Lineage: Eukaryota; Metazoa; Chordata; Actinopteri; Siluriformes; Ictaluridae.
UCCAAGAGAUAAUUCAACUCUGGUGUCGAGCGUCUGAAAACGAACAAAGCCGGAUUCUGGUCUUAAUCGCGGCAAGAAUUUUCUGCGGUUAGUUGUACUGCUCGAUUAGCCAUGCCUUACUCGACCUGCCGGGUUCAACUCGAUUAGCCAUACCUGAACAGACGUAAACACAUCUUCCUGCCUGCGCUGCUCGGCGGGCUGCCGCUGGGCUUGUAUUAAACGCUGAAGAUUUUAUCGUUUUAAACCCGCUUCUGCUUCCUAUCAGUGAAUAAAUCUUCACCAUGGGCAAGAAGGAAGAAGAAGAGGUUAUUAGGAUCGCGAAGAAGCUGGAUAAACUAGCACAGAAGAAAAACGGGUCAGGGGCUUUGGAUCUUCUCAAGGAACUGAAGAACAUGCCCAUGACUUUGGAGUUGCUUCAGUCGACCAGGAUCGGGAUGUCUGUGAACGCUAUCCGCAAGCAAAGCACGGACGAGGAGGUGACAUCGCUGGCUAAAUCUCUUAUCAAGUCCUGGAAGAAGCUUCUGGAUGAGCCCGGUGGUGGAGACAAACCGUCUGAGGAGAAAAAGAAGGAGCCUGCAGCACCGGUCAUGUCCCAGUCACAGGGUAGCCCUGAGCCCAGAGAGGAAAGCAGUAAUUCAAGCAGUAAGAGCGAGGCUGUUGACAUGAUGCCCACCACCCACACGUCGGCCUUCCCUCGAGCGACAGGAACGUCCGAUUCGGUGCGCCUUAAAUGCAGGGAAAUGCUGUCCAGCGCUCUGCAGACUGGAGACGACCAUAUCACCAUCGGGGCCGACUGCGAUGAACUCGGAGCCCAGAUUGAGGAAUGCAUCUUCGUGGAGUUCAAGAACACCGACAUGAAGUAUAAGAACCGUGUCCGGAGCCGAAUCUCGAACCUUAAGGACAUGAAGAACCCCAACUUGAGGAGGAACGUCCUCUGUGGCAACGUGCCCCCGGAUCGCAUCGCCAGAAUGACUGCAGAGGAAAUGGCGAGUGAUGAACUGAAGGAGAUGCGCAAGAAUAUGACCAAAGAAGCUAUCAGGGACCAUCAGAUGGCGAAGACCGGAGGCACCACGACUGACCUGUUCACCUGCGGGAGAUGCAAAAAGAAUAAGUGCACCUACACGCAGGUCCAGACUAGAAGUGCUGACGAGCCCAUGACCACAUUCGUCUUCUGCAAUGAAUGCGGCAAUCGAUGGAAGUUCUGCUGAAGUUGGAGCGGGCGUCAUCAGUGCAGAGAACUGGCUAAAUUCCUGGACCAUCACUUUCGUACCAUCAGCUGAUAGGAACUUUUUUAGGUUUUUUGGCCUCCAUCGUACCACGGUGGUUAUGGACACCAUCAAUGUUUUUUAUCAUUGUUUUGGUGUGGAUCAAAACAAUGUCCUGUGUUUUAACUUGACUUCUAGCUAGGCUCAGCCUUCGGACUACGAUCAGUGUCGUUUCUUCGUUUUUUUUUUUUUUUCUCCGUUUUUUAUUUUUUCUUUUUCCUUUUAACAUCAGGUUUUUAUAUGUAGUUUAAUGCAGGUAUUUUUGACAACAUUCACAAGUAGAACGUUUUCCCUUGCCCUAAUGGAAAUGACCAGUAGUUAGGCCAUCUAACUUUCUUUUGUUUUACCCCAAUACAUUUAAAUCUAUUAAGGCUUUUCCAUUUUAAAUGUUGAUCUUCUGUUAACCCUAGCCAUUAUGAAAAAGACCCUUUCCCUACUUUUAUUCAUAUUUAUAUGCAUGAUUGGCAAAUUUCUACUGUUUACAUUUUUUUUUUCUUCUUUUAAGGAGUAAAACAUUUUUCCAAGACUCACAA